Molecule: messenger RNA, 1930 nt
Organism: Prosopis cineraria
Lineage: Eukaryota; Viridiplantae; Streptophyta; Magnoliopsida; Fabales; Fabaceae
Product: CBL-interacting serine/threonine-protein kinase 5-like
Exons: 1
Coding region: 383-1741 (452 amino acids)
Biological process (GO): protein phosphorylation; signal transduction
Molecular function (GO): ATP binding; protein kinase activity
Source: RefSeq, a predicted model, not a curated record
CAUGAUUGAAACGGGAGCCCCACCACACAAUGUGUCCCCCUCCUGAUGGAUGGAUGACUUUUUCAUUCAGUGGGCUUUCGAGCUCAAAGAAUAGGCAAAACCACUAGCUCCAAUGGUAAUCAGCCACCCCCUCGUCUCCUUCGUCCCGCUUUCUUCAUCACAUCACUCUCAAGUCUCAAGUCUCAUCUCUCAACCCACCUCCCCCUUCAAUCCCUACCUUAUUCACCUCCCACCAUGCAAUGCACCCCAUCCUACUCAAUCCUACCGACAUUAAUCCCUUCCUUCUCUGUUUCCACCUCUUCCUAAUUUACACGCUAUAUCUCACUCACCCCAUCCAAGUUUCACAAUAAACCCCCCCCGCCUGAGAGAUUGAUCAGAAUCCAUGGAGGAGGAGACUAGGACGGUGUUUGGUAAGUACGAAAUAGGUCGGCUUCUGGGCAAAGGCACUUUCGCCAAGGUGUAUUACGCCAGACAUAUUGCUACAGGGGAAAGCGUCGCCAUCAAAAUCCUGAAGAAGGAGCAGGUCAGGAAGGAGGGCAUGAUGGAGCAGAUCAAGCGAGAGAUUUCCGUCAUGCGAUUGGUUCGUCACCCCAACGUGGUUGAGCUCAAGGAAGUGAUGGCCACCAAGACCAAAAUUUUCUUCGUCAUGGAGUACGUCGGCGGCGGCGAGCUCUUCGCCAAGGUCUCCCGAGGCAAACUCAAGGAAGACGUCGCUCGCAAGUACUUCCAGCAGCUAAUCAGCGCCGUCGAUUUCUGUCACAGCAGAGGAGUAUCGCACCGGGAUCUCAAGCCCGAAAAUCUGUUGCUGGACGAGAACGAGAAUCUCAAAAUCUCCGACUUCGGCCUCUCGGCGUUGCCUGAACAGCUCCGGCACGACGGACUCCUCCACACCCAGUGUGGGACUCCGGCCUAUGUCGCCCCCGAAGUGUUGAGAAAGAAAGGGUACGAUGGGUCCAGGGCUGAUAUAUGGUCGUGCGGCGUCAUUCUGUAUGCAUUGCUCGCCGGGUUUCUUCCUUUCCGGAACGAGAACCUCAUGAGCAUGUACACCAAAGUUUUGAGAGCCGAAUUCCAAUUUCCUCCGUGGUUUUCUGCGGAACCGAGGAGAUUGAUUUCGAAAAUCCUCGUGGCUGACCCGGACAGACGGGCCACCAUCCCAGCAAUCAUGCGGGUCCCAUGGUUUCAGAAAGGUUUCUCGAGGCCAUUCGCUUUUCAACUAGAGCAACCCGUUCCGGAGAAAGCCGGCGAUAAAGAGCUGCAGAAACCAGAACUUGCAAGCCCAACAACGAAAUCUUCAUCGCCCAAGUUUUUCAACGCGUUCGAGUUCAUCACGUCCAUGUCUUCGGGGUUUGAUCUGUCCGGGCUGUUCGAGAGCAAGAGGAAAACAGGAUCGAUGUUCACAUCCAAAUGCUCUGCCACGGCAAUCGUAUCGAAGAUCGAGACGGUGGCGAGAGGUCUGAAUUUCAAGGUGGGGAAUGAGAAGGGUUUCAAAAUCAGGCUGCAAGGCCCGUCGGAGGGCAGGAAAGGGAGGCUGACCGUGACGGCGGAGGUGUUCGAGGUGGCAGCGGAGGUCUCGGUGGUGGAGUUGUCAAAGAACUCCGGCGAUACUCUGGAAUAUGCUAAGUUUUGUGAGGAGGAUGUUAGGCCGUCGCUGAAAGACAUAGUUUGGACGUGGCAGGGCGAGAACAUCGGUGGUGGUUACGGAGGAGAAUCUCAGGAACACGUAAUCAGCAACGCAGCAUAGAAACAGAGUAGUCAAAUGCUGACAAUUUUUCCUUUCCUCAAUGUUUGACAUUUGCGUCUCCGGUCUCCGACUUGAUUUUGCGCUUUUAUUUAUUAUCCUUGAUUUCGUGAAAAGAGAGAAAAAUGGCGGUAUUGGUGAGGUUGUAUAUAAAUGUAAAUAUGUGAAGUUAUUCAUGUUGAUUAGCCUACA